UUGAGCAACCGGUGGAGAGAACAUGUGUCAGAGAGAAUAUUCGGGAGCAGGAGGCAGAAACACAGUCAAGAGGAGCAGUCAUUCAUUCAUUCAUUCAUUCAUUCGGAUUGUGUACUUUAUCCACCAUGUCUGUGUACAACUCGUUCUUUAAGGACUCUUCGUCACUGUGGACUUCUAUCCUGUGCUCGGCUUUCAGCGUGUGGACUCUGGUUCAGGGUGAGGUUCUGGUGAUUGGUUCAAAUCUUCCUAUCAUUGCUGCUCCGGGUGAUGAUGUCAUCCUGCCGUGUCACCUGGAGCCCAUGUUCGAUGUCCAGGGUCUGACGGUGGAGUGGUCCAAACCCGACCUGAAGCCUGACCCGUCAGACCGGCUGAGCCGAGUGGAGUACGUUCACCUGUACAGGGACAGGCAGGAGGUCCCCGACAUGAAGAUGGCCUCGUACUUCAGGAGGACGGAGCUGUUCAUGGACGCCAUGAAACACGGGAACAUUUCACUGAAGAUCCUGAACGUGUCGGAGGAAGACAACGGCAGAUACAGAUGCUUCAUCCCCAAGCUGAGGAGCCGAGUGAAAGCUGCGAUUGUUGAACUUGUAGUCGAUCCAAAUUUUGCUAAAACCUCCACGACAGAGAUGCCGUUGCACUUCCAAACGCCAGAUCCUCAGGACACGACUCCAGCAAACGCAGGUCGAUCCAGGGUCUCUGUGGUCGCCGUUGUCAUCACCUUCAUGUCGGUUCUGGUUGUCGCCGCUUUUUCUGCAUGUUUCUCUCGCUGCCUUCAUCAGAAAUUAAAUAAGCUUUCAGAAGGCAAAGCGACCCAAAGCCAAGUAUAACUAUUCCAGGUGCUUUGCGAACGUUGGUGUUAAUGGAGCUGAGACCAUUUGAGAUCUUCACAGUCAGGUUGGAAAUUUAAACCUGCAGCCACAGGGAGACACUCGGGCCCAGCAGCACUGAGGUCAUCAUAAAGGCAGUGGAUUCUAUUUUUUUAUUUUAUUUUUUUAAAGCUGAAGACUCAAGCCAUGUUCAGUUUAUUUAUCGAGCUCAUUUUCAAAGAAAAAGAACAUUUAAGGAUUUAAGGACUUCCUAGUCCCGGAUACCCUUUAAUGCAAGACUGAAGAAAACCUCCUCUGCUCAACAUGUUGAAGGAUGAAGAUCAUAUUUAUUUUUAUGGAUUUGUAUUAACUUGAAGCCUUAAAAUUCUAACUUAUUAAAAUUUUACACCUUACUGGUUAAGGACAAAGUAAUUCUUCCUAAAAGCUACUAGUGAUGGACAAGUUAAAAGAGGAAGUCCUCCCUGAAAUUGAUUUGCUGCUUUAUUUAGAAAGUUUUAUCGGACAUUUCCAGCUCAGUGUGUUGGAAAAAGAUUUUUCUGUCAGUGUGGAUCUUGGAGAUGCAGAAGAUUGUAAAAACAUCAACAGGAUUUGAUGUAACCAUAAAGUUUGGAAACCACAUUCAGAACUUUUUGUUUCUUCAGUGUGGGAAUGUUGAACAUUCAAAGAGCUCUGUUACCAUCUUUAAUGCCACAAACUGAGCUAUUAUCAGAUUAAAUUCUCACUGUCCUCCUACACUGUUGGAAGGAAAUGCUGCACUUUCAGUCAAAUGUUUACCAAAUCAGUUUAAUGCAAGUCUGAAUACAAACAAGUCGGUUAUCAUGACACUGAUGUAGAGAAAGUAUUUACUUACAAAGGCUGUCCUGGAUGACAGCACUGUGAACAUCAUGUAACUGAUUUUCACACGAGACUUUAUAUUUUUAAACUAAUUUAUCAAAUUUAGCUUGAAAUUAGCUGGUGGUCAGAUCUCUACGACAGAGUGAAUGUAUUUAUUAAGCUGAUACAGAGCUCCAGUUUAUGUAAGAAAAACUAGAAGUGUCUAUAUUUUUUUCAUUUUAAGUUACAAACUGCAAGCUACAAACCGAUUCGGAUUUAAAUUUUUGUUGCAGUCAUCAGUGAUAAUUUCGUUAACCAAUAAUUUUCAUCAUGUACAUUUGAUCUACCUCUGGUAAACGACACGGCUAGCUCCCAUCCUCCUUGUUUCUCAUGAAAAUGCAACAAAAUAUCAACGCUGGAGAAGAGAAGAGCAGACAUGUGGACACGUUGAUGCCAAGGAAAAGCAGACACUUUGUGAACCGUGUGGGGCAACUCUCACCGGUACAAACACAAGCAGCACUGUAUAUGUUAGACAGUCAACUUUAGACUCAAAGAUUUAGCUGCUCUAUUAACAAUGACUGACAGAAAAGUGCCUAGUUGUUAUUUCAUUCCUCUUUAACUAUUGACCUCAGACAGAUCCUUCACUGACUAAUCUUAUAACCACUCCCUGAACACCAAACACCUGCAGGCAGGGCACCAAGAUGUUGUUUGUGCUGGUUGUUGUUUAUUGCUGCUUUUAUAGUUUAUAGCGGUUAUUUUGUAUUAAGAGUCAUAAUGUAGCCCCAUGUACCUGCUCUCUGCAUUAUAAGCUCAAACAUACCCAGCAAACAUCCUGAGAGUCUCUCUCAGGUCAAAACUGAUUGUAGUACGAUUGUUCCUGUCAACAAAUGAAAUACAUCUGUAUUUGUUUUGUUUUUUUAAACAUGUCAGCCUGUCACAAGUAUUACCUCCUAGUGGUCGGCCGAUCAGUCAGUCAACCGAGUAGCAUCAGAAACGGGCUCAGAAGUUUGUGUGUUCAGUUCAUGGUUUAGGCUUCAUUGGACCAAUUCUUUUUUUUGUAUAUUUUGUUUUGUUAUAAUUGAUUAAGAAAGAGUGGAACACAAUUUUAGCACACAAAAUUUCUUAUCAUAGAAAGCAACAACAUCCAGGCCAUGGAUGUGAUUUUUAGAUCGAGGGCCACAUACAGCCAUCUUUGAUCUUAAGGAACAGACUGGAACAGCUCAGAAUGGAGUCUUUGCUGGGCCGAUUCUGGACCCUGGGCCUUAUGUUUGACUCCCCUGAUCUAGGCGAUGUUAAAGAGUAGAUCAAAAUGAUGUCUGUAAUGUCUACAACUUAGUUCAAAUUUAAUUUUGGAACAUUUUUUUUUCUAACCAGGUCCAAAAAACAAACAACCAAAAAAUAAGUUAUUCAACAUCAAAAUGUUUGCUGGGUAGGUGAAUAUUUACCAAAAAAAGUCCUUUAUCUGUCUUUUAUUAUUUUUGCUUAUUUUAAUUUGUGUUUUUCGUUUCCUGCUUUAGCACUUUAUUAACUGUACCUUACAUUUAUUUCAGCUCAUUUGUCGUUAAGGCUUGACAUUCAUUGUCUUUUGCUUUUGUGUAGAAACUUUGUACAAAUGUUCCAGUUCUAAUUAAAAGUGUUGCACGCCUCAUCAAACUGGUCAUACUUCAUUACCACUGUUGUUUUAUGUGUUUCACAGACUGAAAGAGCCACUGCUGCUGCACUGAAUUAAAGUUGUGUGUCUUUG
Molecule: messenger RNA, 3384 nt
Organism: Oreochromis aureus
Lineage: Eukaryota; Metazoa; Chordata; Actinopteri; Cichliformes; Cichlidae
Product: myelin-oligodendrocyte glycoprotein-like
Exons: 5
Coding region: 126-827 (233 amino acids)
Source: RefSeq, a predicted model, not a curated record